AUAUAAUGAUGUCAUAGGAUUAUUCAAAACGAGGAUGUAUAUCGAGAAAGGGGCAAAGGUCAAGGUACUUGUACUGGGAGAUUCUGGUGUUGGAAAAUCUUCACUUACUCAUCUUCUUUGUCAUAAUGAAGCAAAUAGAAAUCCAGGAUACACGAUCGGAUGUUCCAUUGAAAUUAAACUUCAUGACUACAAGGUUGGAACACCUUCUGAGCAAACAUAUUGUCUAGAGAUUUGGGAUAUUGGUGCAUCAAGCAGUCACACUAGUGGUAGAUUCAUAUUCUACUCUGGAGUAAACGGAAUCAUCCUGGUCCAUGAUUUAACAAACAGAAAAUCCUUGCAAAACUUGAACAAAUGGAUGAAUGAAGUUAUAAACCAGGAUCCUAAUCUGUCAGGAGUUACAGUUGGAAGUGGCAACGUUGGAUCUUACGAUUCUGCUCAAAAUUAUGGGGCGUUUUCCAUUCCUGUUAUUAUGGUAGGAACCAAACUUGACCUGAUUGCCGACAGCAAGAGAAGAGAUAUUGCCAGGAGAUCUGCUAUGGUGGCUGAUGAUUUUGGAUGUUCAGAAAUAUAUUUGGAUUCUGCUCAGUGGCAGUUUUUGGCCCCUGGUUCAGGAAAUGCUGUCAAACUAACAAGGUUUUUUGACAAGGUUGUUGAAGAUGCCAAGCAGAAGAGAGUCACCAGUCGAGGUGAUAUGACUCCUCAAAGAGCAGAAAGAACAGGCUCAUUUGGGGGAUCUGAUAGAAGACGAUUUCCUGUUAGUAAAAUGGGAGGAUACACACCAACUAAGUCUGGUGCACAUCAAGACUGAAUGGGUGAAUGAAUACUGGGAAUAGUAGGCAGAUUGAUGAUUAUCAAUCGGGAUUAUGCGAGAGUAGCGAGACUAUCUUCUUUUCAUUCAUUCAAUGGUGCUGUAGCAGGAAUGAAAAGGACUAUUCUAUGUUAUUCAAGUAUCUUGCUGCUUACUAAGUAACAAAAAAUUAUUAAUGUAACACUGUCUAUCUUCACUAUGUUUGCCUGAAGAAUUGUACCUCAGUCAUAGGAAAUGUACAGAAAUUCAUUCGUGUUGUAUGUAGCAAGAUUCUUGAAUCACAAACGUAAGCCUGAAAUGUGAUGGCUUCAUGUCCAUUAUACCUGCCAAGCGGUAUGUAGUAUAUUAUGGUAAAGCUUGUUCGUUCUUGAGAGAAUUUUGCAAGCCUUUUUAGCAGAAUUAUUUCACAAAUCUAAUAAUCGGUAUUGAAGAAAUUGAUAGUCUGAAAUACCAUUGAUUUCGAGAAAUUCCACAGGUACUGUUUGCUAAUACUUGCUAGCUGCCACAUUGUGCAAUCUUCCAUGUUAAUAAAUAAAAUUUAUUCAUUGCUAUUAU
Molecule: messenger RNA, 1363 nt
Organism: Styela clava
Lineage: Eukaryota; Metazoa; Chordata; Ascidiacea; Stolidobranchia; Styelidae
Product: rab-like protein 3
Molecular function (GO): GTP binding; GTPase activity
Source: RefSeq, a predicted model, not a curated record